Messenger RNA from Herpailurus yagouaroundi (jaguarundi), 2517 nucleotides. RefSeq names its product putative serine protease 42. The transcript is spliced from 5 exons. Gene Ontology annotation, molecular function: serine-type endopeptidase activity. Gene Ontology annotation, biological process: proteolysis. Bases 690 to 1781 code for a protein of 363 amino acids. NCBI's taxonomy places the organism in Eukaryota, Metazoa, Chordata, Mammalia, Carnivora, Felidae. The record is from RefSeq and is a predicted model, not a curated record.
UAAAAAUAUUAAAAAGCAAAAAAAGAAAUGGUCACGUCUUUUCUUUAGUAGAGAGUAUUGAGACAGUCAUGCCCAGUUUUGUUGUAUGGUUACCCUCCAUGUGUACCAGGCUUGAAAUUCUUCUGUUAUUUUUUGCUUAGAGUGGUGGUUGAUUUGUUGGAUUAUUUCUCGGUGUCUGUUCCACACUCGGGACAGUCUUCUCUGUGCUUAUGUGACAAAGAGGGCGUCUCUCCACACUUUUACCCCUCCUUUAGCAGUAAACUGCGGUUACUUGUUCCUGGACACUUGCUAGCCUAGUAGGGGAGGGAGGAGGUGGGACAUUCUUUGUUUUUCUGGCUCAGCGCCUCACCGUCUGGCAGGUGCUAUAUUCUUGGCUCUCAGAGAUGAGGCCUUCUCAGUGAUCUUGACUCUCUCCCAGCAUAGGCGAGAGAGUCUGAUCUGGCUCCUUCUUUAGGGGUAGAAGUUGUUUUAUGUUCUCUUCCUCCAGCUACAGUAGGCUUUAACUUGCGCUCUGAAAGGCGGGUCACGGAGUGGAGAGAGGGCCCCGGUGGAACCCAGUGCGCGACGUUUGGCACGCCAGUGGGGCCCCCAAUCCGGGAGCCUCUAGGUCCAUCGCUCGCGCGCAUGCGCAGACCCAUCCACCUGCCUCCGCGAGGAGAGUCGCGAGGGGGCGCCGUACCAGCCGGCUCAUGGCGUCCCCCACUGGCGGCUCCCCGGGCCUCCUACUCUGGCUCCUGCUCCUCCAGCCGCAGCUCGGUGGGGCGCGGGGCAGGUUGGCGCCAUCCCCACUCUCCCCUUCGCCCUUGGGAGGCGGCCACGAGGACCCCGAUGCCACCGUGUGGAGGGUUGCGGGACCGUCUACGCCCCCCGAGCCCCAAGAAUCUGCCCCAGUCUCCCAGUUGGUGGGAUUGAUCCCAGGGUGUGGCCAGGUAAAUGCGAAAAUCUUGGGAGGACAGGAGGCUGAAGACGGGAAGUGGCCCUGGCAGGUGAGCGUGAGGAUCAGAGGCAAGCAUGUGUGCGGAGGUUCCCUCAUCACACAGCAGUGGGUACUGACUGCAGGCCACUGUAUUUUAAGCCGUUUCCACUACAAUGUCAAGAUGGGAGAUCGGAGUGUCUAUAAAGAAAUCACAAGUGUGGUGGUCCCCGUCCGAGACAUCAUUGUCCACCCUCAGCUGUCAGUAGUUGGAACCAUUCAAAAGGACCUUGCCCUUCUCCAGCUCCUCUACCCUGUAAACUUCACCAUGACCAUCCAGCCUAUAUGCAUCCCUCAGAAGACUUUCCGGGUGGAAGCUGGGACCACGUGCUGGGUGACCGGUUGGGGCAGAAAAGAAGAAUAUGGUGGCGACCUUAUUACCUCUGUUCUCCAUGAGGUCGACCAAGGCAUCAUCCACCAUGAGAAAUGUAAUGAGAUGAUUCAGAAAGCCAUGAAAACAACUAGGGAUGUCGUACUGGAAGGAAUGCUCUGUGGCUAUAAAGGUGCAGGAAAAGGUUCAUGUCAGAGAAAGGUUGCUGAUCCCUGCUGUAUAGGAUGGAGAUAUGCCAAGAAACAACUUCCAGAAAUCUGCAGAACAAUCCCUUUCGGUCUUUGGCUGAAUACUAAUCUACACAUACACAGGUUAAAUUUCCAGAAGGCUGGGCAAAGAACAAGUGCCAGGGAGCUAGAAGAGGACCAACUCACAGAGUUCACACAGUGCUGGGAGGGUCAAGCUUCAUCCACCCGGAGAAAGGACCUCGCUGACUACUCAGGCAAUCAGGAGGUACCCACAAGGCUCACACCUUAGUAUUAAGGCUAGGGUAAUCCUAGGAUAAAAGCUACUCUAAGACUCAUCCUACAAAGUUUAAAAACCGGCUUCAAACGGACCAAGGUGGGCUGAAAGUAAUUUAGCUGCCUGCCAAAUUUCAACAUUCCUUAAAGAAGGAAAAUACAAUUCAAAUAGUCAGCAACAUAACAUUAAUAGCCUUCAGUGUUCAUUAAAAAUUACUAGACCCAUGCCUGGGAGGCAGAAGGAAAUAUUGGUGAAAUCAAAGGCACAACAGUAUAAACUAUUCAUGCUGAAGAACAGAUAAAAAAAGAUUGAAACCAGUUAUCAGCCCAUGAUGAGUUGACCUUUGGGAUAUCAAAUGGUCUUAUGUGAGGAAAUUGGAGUACAGAAGGUAGAGGAAAACUGGGAGCAGAAAUACCUGAAGAAAUGCUAUUCUUCAAGAAAAUUUGAAAAAAUAGUUGCCGAAAAAUUUUCCAAAUUGACUAAAAACUAGAAGUCACAGAUUCAGGAAGCACAGUGGCCCCCAAGCCAACGCAAAGAAAACCACACUGCCAAGCAUAAUAAUUGAAUUGCUAUUCAAAACCUAGGGAUAGAGUUUAAAAGCAGGGGCGGGGGGGGGGGGGGAAGACAUAUUACUUACAGAGGAACAGAGAUAAGAAUGAUUGGGGCACGUGGCUGGCCGAGUCAGUGGAGCAUGUGACUCUUGAUCUCAGGGUUGGGGGUUUGAGCCCCACACUGGGCGUAGAGAUUACUU